AUGAAAACUAUAAAGGCUGUCGUGUUUUUUUGGAUAAUCAAUAUUAUCCCAAUGAUGACACUAAACACAAAUAAACAGCCUUCCAAAAUUCCUUUAUCGAGUAAUCUCCAAAAUAGAAGCAAAUAUAAUAUGAUAAAUAAGCUAACUCUAAAUGACGAAUUUAGUACAAAUAUAUUCAAACAACAGGUAAUAAAUGAGCUAAAAGGAAGUGAAGAAGUGUUGAAAAAUAUAAUUUUUAAAAUCUUAAACCAUUUCUAUGAAUAUGUCAAAUAUCGUUUCCUAACCACUUUCUUCAACCUGUAUAUCAUUAACCCCUUUGAUAUACAAAUGGGAAACUUAUUAAACACAAAACUCAACAAUUAUUAUCUCACCAAUAAGUUGAAUAUACCAACUUAUUCAACGCCUUUGUCUUUUGGAUUAUCGUAUGAGAAGGUUAAGGUUAGUAAUGAUGGAAAUGAAAAUUGGUUGAUAAAAUCUAGUAAUAAAAAUACAAACAAAGCAUUCAUAUUAAUGCAUGGCUGGUUUGGUAAUUUGCAAUCCACUCUCCCAUUUUUAAACACCUUAAAACAAAUUGGUGUUUUGAAUAAUUACAAUGUACUAAUAUUGAAUUUGUAUGACAAUAGUAAUAUAUUUGAGAAUAAUGUUGGAGUGAAGGGUAUGAAGCGUCUGUAUGACGGUAUGAAGUACUUGUAUGACAAUUACGGAGUCACCCAUUUUAACGUUUAUACACAAUCUAUAAGUUCAAUUUCAGCAGUAUUAUUAUACAAUCUUCUCUAUACUUUUAAAAAUACUGCAACAUACUCAGAUUCUGGACCGAACAACUCAUUUGAUGAUCCAGAAUUAAACAAAGAAAUGGCCAAUUCACAACUGGUCUCAUUUGAUAAUCAGUUUUCAGAAAUGGGUUUCCAUUUAGAUGAAAAUUUUGCUAAGGAUGUGGAAAUUGAAAAGCUAAUUUUAGAAUCACCAGUGGUUAACGUUAAGCAGUACUUACUAAACGACAAGUACUACAGUAACAUUAUCAACAAUUUGUACCUCAACAACAGAUACUUCUCCAAUUUCAAUGAUUAUAUAAAUAAGCUGAACAUUUGUAAAUAUGUCAACAAGGAGUUGCUGAAAAAGUUAAAUAUUUUGCAAGGAGUGAAAGACGAAAUCACAACAAUGAAAAUGCUACAGGAGGAGUUUUCAGGGCUAGGAAAACUUCCAAACCUCUUCCUAUUCAAAAACUCAGGCCAUAUCGACCUUUGCAAGAACGACUCCAAGGACUAUUUAAGCACCCUAAAGUACAUACUCAAAAACCCAUUUCUCAAAUUCUUCCAAUAUAACAGUAACAAAGUCAAUAAACUGUAA
Molecule: messenger RNA, 1347 nt
Organism: Theileria annulata
Lineage: Eukaryota; Apicomplexa; Aconoidasida; Piroplasmida; Theileriidae
Exons: 6
Coding region: 1-1347 (448 amino acids)
Source: RefSeq, a predicted model, not a curated record